Molecule: messenger RNA, 3282 nt
Organism: Pestalotiopsis fici W106-1
Lineage: Eukaryota; Fungi; Ascomycota; Sordariomycetes; Amphisphaeriales; Sporocadaceae
Exons: 3
Coding region: 1-3282 (1093 amino acids)
Source: RefSeq, a predicted model, not a curated record
AUGGGUGACACGGAUUUGAAAGCCUUGAAUUACUUCACCUGCACGCUGGGCGAAUCUGCAGAAUGGAAAGGCCAACAGCCAAAAGGUGCCAAGACAGCUUAUCAUACUGUUCUCCAGCUCGUAGACAACAAGGCGCAGGAGACACCCGACGACCCUGCCAUUGGGUUUGCAGAUUUCACUGCUCAUCAGCAUGAUGAUGGCUUGCCCUUUCUUACAUUCGGUGCCCUGAACAGCCGGUCCAGGGAUGCCGCCAGAAUUCUGUCCAGAGAAUUGCACGGAGCUAUCAAAAACGAGUCACCUGCGAUGAUCGGGUUGCUAUGCAGCAGCAGCCUCGACUUUGUACUGACAUGGCUGGGCCUGAUGCGCUUGGGUCAUACAGCCUUGCUCCUUGCACCACAGCUUGAGGCUCCAGCAAUUAAACAUCUAUGCGAGGGUGAAGCGGCAAUGACAAUACUCAUAGACAAGACGCAUGAAAAAUGGACAACGCAACCCAUUGAGGGCAUCACCUUUCAGCACAUCCCAGACUACCAGUGCGCAGAUGCCAAAGCAACCAUAUCCCCAAAUCAGCAUGUUCCGAAAAGCUCAGACGUUGCGUAUCUGAGACAUACCUCGGGCACAUCAUCAGGUCUACCCAAGCCCAUAGUUCAAACCCAUUGGGGAGCCGUCGGCGUGCUGCCACGCUUGACGGGCCAUGAGCACAGCGCCACCUUUACCACGACGCCCCUUUACCACGGCGGCCUGGCCGAUUGUUUUCGUGCAUGGACGGGCGGUGCCAUGAUAUGGUUCUUCCCCGAGGGGAAAGUGCCCGUCACCGAAACUAAUGUCAGAAAGGCAAUUGAGUUCUCAAGGAAAAAUAGCCCAUCUAGCGUGUGCGUGGAGUAUUUUACCAGCGUGCCGUAUGUCCUGCAGGGCCUCGCCAGCGAUCGCGAGGGCCUGCGGCUACUCCAGGGAAUGAGUCUGGUAGGCGUCGGAGGAGCUGCGCUCGCAGCCACCGUGGGCGAUGAACUCGUGCGGCAAGGUGUGAAGCUUGUCUCGCGGAUGGGCAGCGCCGAAUGCGGGUUCCUCAUGUCGUCGCACCGCGACUACGAUAGCGACAAGGAGUGGCAGUACCUGCGACCCGUGACGAACGAUGAAUUUAUCUCUUUCGAGCCCCGAGACGGCGGCUUGUUUGAGCUCGUGGCCAAGCCUGGUUGGCCUUUGAGAACGAAGCAGAAUCGUCAGGACGGGUCGUACGCAACUUCUGAUUUAUUCCAACCGCACGAUGCUAUAUCGAAUGCGUGGCGGUAUCAUAGCAGAUCCGAUGCGCAAAUCACUUUAGCCAACGGCAAAAAGUUCGACCCAGCUCCGCUCGAAGGAGACAUUCUGGGUGGAGCUGAUCUGCUCGAAGACAUCUUCGUGUUUGGCACGGGACGAGAAUUUCCAGGCGCACUCUUAUUUCCCAGGUCGGAAAAUCUGUCCAAAGCCAAAGUCAUAGAGGGUGUGUGGCCUUCUAUAGAGCGCAUCAACAGUGCUUCGCAAAGCCACUCUCGUCUCACCAAAACAGCCUUGGUGGUGGUGUCCAAGAAGGGCGGCCAAGAAAAUCUAGAAAAGAGCAGCAAAGGAACCGUCAUGAGACGUCAAGCGGAAGAAAAAUAUGCAGAGCUGAUUGAGUCUGUCUACGGAGCUGGGAAGGAUCAGCACUUUCACCAUGAGACUCUGAAUACAGCACAGCUUCAGGAGAUGAUCGUGGGGAAGUUCUCACAAAUUAUCGACCGAGUCAUUGAUCCUGAUGAUGACAUUUUCAGGCAAGGAGUCGACUCGAUUGCUUGUAUUCAAAUACGCAAGCUGGUGGAGACCAGUCUUGUACCGCCUGGAUCGUGCCCAUUGCCACUCAAUGUCAUCUAUGAGCAGCAGACAGUCCGGAACUUGGCGUUAUAUAUUCAGACUGUGCGGCAAGGUAACGAAAAGGGCAAUUGCCUUGAGAAUACAGCUAUCGAGAGUUCCGAGAUGAAGCAGAUGGCCACAUUGACUAAAGUGUACAGAGACUUUGAUCCUGCAACAGUAUCUCAGGUCAAAUCAAGGGAAGGGAAUCGUCGCGGCAUCAUUCUGACAGGCGCAACCGGGGCACUUGGGGCUCAUCUCUUACACUGUUUGCGAGAAUCUCCUGAGAUGCGCAAAAUAUAUUGUCUUGUUCGUGCGCAAACAGCGAACGCAGCCCAUGAACGAGUGUCCCAAAGUCUACGAGCGCGUGGACUCUGUGAGCUGGAACAAUUCGCAUCGCACCCAUCCCUCGAGCAAAAGGUAGUCUGUCUACCAUGUGACAUUUUCAAUGCACAUCUAGGACUCUCGGAAGAGAUGAGAGGCCGCAUCAGCCAGGAUUGUUCCAUCUUUGUCCAUGCGGCUUGGACAGUGAAUUUCAGCCUUCGACUAGGCUCAUUCGAGGACCACAUCCGCGGACUGCAUCAUAUGAUUCGAUUUGCAAUUUCCAUUGGAUCGAAUCUUGUCUUUGUGAGCUCCACGGCUUCAGUGAGCAGGUCGUCGGAGCAGCGCAUACUCGAGUCGAUCCCAUCGAACCCAUCCGACGCCGCUCCGUUGGGUUAUUCUAGGUCAAAGUGGGUAGCGGAGCAGGUCUGUUCAGCAGCGAAUCAUCACUGCGUCAGCAAGGCGGCAGAAGAAGAUUUUGUCCAUGGACAUCCUCAAGUGUCCGUUGUCCGUGUUGGUCAGCUGUGCGGAAAUGCAGCUGGUGUUUGGAAUGCCAGCGAAGCAUACCCGCUAAUGCUCUCGACGGCAAAGAUCACCGGCUGCCUGCCCGACUUGCAGGACGAGAGUUUGAACUGGCUGCCCGUUGACCAGGCGGCACAAGCUCUUUUGGAAAUCAUCAUACAUGACACUGAUGGUCGUCGUCGUACUGCUCCGGAGCCCGGUGGUGCAAGUCCGGUGUACCAUGUUUUGAACCCGCACCGGCAACCUGCAUGGCGCGACAUGCUGGAAUGGGUUCAAGACGAUAAAGGGAGCCGGUCCACUUCUUUUGAAAUAGUGUCACCCCGCGAGUGGAUCAGCCGCCUGGAGAAGGCCCUGGAUGUUGGCGGCGGCGACGGGCAUCUGCACCCCGCGCAGAAAUUAGUGGGAUUCUGGCAGCAGAAAUAUCGCGACGAACCAAUCGUAAAUGGCACCACCCACAAGCCUCGGGUUUUUGAUACAAAAAAUAGUUGUCGCGUGUCAAAGACCAUGGCGCAAGUUCAUCCGCUUUCACAAGCGCAGGUAUUGAAAAUGUGGGAUUGGAUAUGCAGUCAUGUUGCAUGA